This is a messenger RNA of Toxotes jaculatrix (banded archerfish), 3831 nucleotides long. RefSeq names its product zinc finger protein DPF3-like. Gene Ontology annotation, cellular component: nucleus. Lineage: Eukaryota; Metazoa; Chordata; Actinopteri; Toxotidae. The record is from RefSeq and is a predicted model, not a curated record. The transcript is spliced from 11 exons. Bases 22 to 1065 code for a protein of 347 amino acids.
AUUGCGUUACAUUGUAGCAAAAUGGCGGCUGUCAUUCAGAAUCCACUAAAAGCGUUGGGCGACCAAUUCUAUAAGGAGGCCAUUGAGCAGUGCCGCAGCUACAAUGCCCGCCUGUGUGCUGAACGCAGUGUCCGCCUGCCAUUCCUGGACUCUCAAACGGGCGUGGCCCAGAACAACUGCUACAUCUGGAUGGAGCGGCACCACCGUAGCCCCGGGGUUUCACCUGGGCAGAUGUACACAUACCCCGCCCGCUGCUGGAGAAAGAAAAGACGGCUGCACAAUGCCACGGAUCCCCGUCUGGGCAUCUACGGUCUCCAGCUCGACGGCGGCCUCAUGUCCAAGGACACCUUGCCCACUCAGAGCACCACACUGGAGGCUCUGCUGCGAGGCGAGGGUCUAGACAAGAGGAACAACGCUAAGAACGACGAGGAGAGCCUGCUGGAGAUCCAGAGGGUUCUGGAGGCUGACGCAGCAGAGGAUGCUUUCAACGACGAUGAUGACUACGAGGUGGACACUCCAAAGAGGAGACAUCGGGGCAAAGGAAGAGGUCGGGGUUCAGGCCGCAGGAGGGCAGAUCUGGAUGACGACAAGCCAUAUGUCUGUGACAACAGAUACAAACAGAAGCAGAACUCAAAAUCUUCAGCCUCAGUCUGUGCAAAGCGCUACAGGAACCGUACGGGACUAAGCUACCACUACACCCAUUCCCACCUGGCAGAGGAGGACAGGGCUGGAGAGAGGAACACGGUGGCGUCCAAAUCCCCGUCUGCACCACAGACUGACAGACACAAACGUCCAAAGGGUCCAGGUGGGACCAGUAUUCCCAACAACUACUGUAAUAAAUGCCAGGGCUCAAACAAGAAAACGGGUAAAUCUGGGCCUCCCUGCUCCGCCUGCCAAUGCACAACUGACGGCGGAGAAGAGAAGGAAGACGGGACUUUCGCCGGAGCUGAGGAGCUGUUCGGCACCACCUCGGAGAGCGACACUUCCACCUUUCACGGCUUCGAAGACGACGAGCUGGAAGAGCCCGCCACAAACAGCAACGGCAUAUCCAGCCGACACAGAUAGAGUGAACCUCUUAGAUUUCAAGAGACAGUGUUUUUUUUAUAUGGAUUAACCUCUGGCAAAAAUUUGCUGCUUCUUUUUCAAUUUUUUUGUUUUUUUUUUUUUGUUUUGUUUUUUGUUUUUUUUUGCAGAAAGCACAAAGUGAUCAUUUCAGGAGAGAAAUGCAAGUGGUAUUUUAUCUACUGAACUUUGUUGAAUAAUUUAUGAACAUCUUUUUUUUUAUAUAUAAAUAUAUAUAUAUAUUAACUUUUAAGGCAACAAACGACUGUCAGUGUUUGUUGACAAGUGACUGGGCCUCCAUGCAAAACAGAAGACCUUUUUGGAGUGUUUUGUUUUUUUUUUGUUUUUUUUUGCCCCUCUGGAGCAGAAGGAGCAUAAAUGCGAUGAACAAAAAAACACUGGAGAAGUUGGAAAAUUGAGCAACUGAAAAUUUUAAAGGCAUGAAUGAUACGUUUGGAGGUUGACUGAAUGUCAUUGCGAGACCCUUACUUGAGCUACUGGAUGUUUUUUGAAUCAGUAGUGGCUGUUACUAUGAAGGCCUCUUCUUCUGCUCUGACUUUGGAUUAAACUUGUUUGAAAAUGAAGGAACCAACGAAAGGACUGCCACAGGCCACUGGACAUGUUUGGAUGAAGAAGUCUACAAAUUUCCUCUUUACAGAUACAACUGGGCUUAAAAGGUAAAAAAUGAAAGGAGCACUCAGCACAUUGGCCCAGCUGUGGGGGUGACCAGUGAAGAAGAGGAUUUAACCCUCAAAAACUAAUGAGCCUUCAUGUCCCUCCUGAUUCAGGCUUAAAAUAAGUGACUGAAACGGAUGAACAGACAUCCUUCACUUCGACAGGCCAUGUGGCUUAAUUGAAGCAACUGCUCCCUUGACGAUAUAUAUCGAUCCCUUCUGAACAUUUGAUAUGUGAGUUGAUCCAGCUUCAUUUCAUCCUUUCUGCACUGUGCUGGAGCUCCACUGAACUAUGGGAACACUAAAGGCCAGGCCUUUGGACUGUUUGUGCCCAACGGGUGCAUUUGGGGGGCCCCCGUGGCCCAGCCUGCCCACUCCUGCUCUGUGACUGUGUGUCUGCUGUGUGAUCCGAUGUGACACUAAGACGUCAUUAUCCUCAUCACUGUGCCAGCCUCCCGCUCUGCACUGGAAACCAGCUCUGACAGCCAUGACCCCCCCCUCCCCCCACUACCCCUCUGCCCCCAACCUGAUUGGACCAGUGACCCCCUGACCCCCCCAGUCGUAGAGAUGGUGCUCAAAUCCACCACUAUUACAUGCAGACCUCUGGACUACUGUAUUAAUACUCUGACAUGGACGCAAAGGUUUUCUGCUUCUGUCCCUCUGUCUGUUCUUUGCUCUUCUGCCUCUCUCAGCUCUAAUGGGUCGCAGUAAUUUAGUUCUUUUUUUUUUUUGCAUAUUUUCUCCGUUGUAUAAUAUUUCUAUGUUUUGAACUCUUUAAAGGUUAAUUAGUAUGACUUCUUGGGUUUGUUCAGACUGUAUUGAUACCUCUGUCCUGAUCAGGUGCACAAUAGCCACAACUACUCAGGCAUCUUUCAUUUCCUCUGCUGUUGAUUGUUCUGCCACUCAGCCCUGAUUCAUGUGAUUGUAUUCAGCUGGCGAGGACAAAAACGCCACGCAAGGAUCCCAUUAUAAUCAACUCCCAAAAGGGAUUUGGGACGCUGCAGUCUCAUGCUAUAGGAAAACAUCGCAAUAACAAGCUUCAGCUUUGUCAGGUCUGCGCUGAUUUUACCCGGUGUCACACUCGCCAUCCGCUUUUUGUUUGAAAUCUACAGCCUCAGUAGAUUUUGACGAGAGUGAGAUUCAUCUCAGAUGCGUUUGAAACCAAUAUUGUUGCUACAGACAUAACUGCGCUCAGAUCCGUAUACUUAGUGAGAAUUGAAAACUGUAAAAUCCAAGUUGUCCGUGACAUUUCCUUUGAGUGCUUUAGAGGGCCUAAUUGCUUUAUGACAUUUAGAAGGUGCUUGAAGUACUGUAUCAAAAAGCCUUUUAGGUCCAUAGGUUGCACAUGCUGUGUAAGAGGUCCUCGUCCUUCCAUGUGAUUUUUUUCAGUAUCGCUGCAAUGUAAUAAUAGCCGCUCCACUUUCGAAGCUAACCAUUAAUCCUAUGUGUCUGGUAUGACUAGCUUGUGCAUUCAAACUAACUUCCUUCACUUCCCUCAGGGACCCUCCACACAGCAGUUUAUCUCAUCCGGACAAAUAAUGGAUCUCAGACUUGUCAGUUAUCUUGUCUUCUUCUCUUGUACCAGUUAUGUGGUGUUUUAUCUUCGGAAGUCACGCCAUUAAGUGAAAGCAAGUGUCAUCGAUCAUAACCUGCUAAAUGUUACCUACCGUAUAGGAACAGGCCUAGUGUGGUGCAGUUCUGAACAAAAGGAGAAGCUCCUAAAUGCAAAAGUCAGUGAUGUCUGCUUAAAAUAAUGUGUCACCAAUCAUUGAAUAGCCUGUAUACCUCGUCAAAGACACAGCAAUAGGCCCUGGUACUCUCUUGUCAAGCCUGCCAGGGAUGGAGAGGGAGGAUCGGGGUGGGAACGGAGCCAAGAGGAGAUGAAAUGGACAUGACUGGGCGUUUGUUUCAUCUUCAGCUGUAAAUACAAGUCGAAAUGGAAAAUGAAUGAAGAAGUCUUUGUUUGUUAAACUAUUUUUAUUGUUCUGAAAAAAAAUAAAGAAAAAAAUAAAGAAGAAAUGGUAAUGCUCAAUACUGGUUUUUCUAAAAAAAAAAACAAAAGGGCCACAGGUCGUUUUGAAAAGGCCGCUGAUAA